Adineta ricciae is the source of this 1395-nucleotide messenger RNA. NCBI's taxonomy places the organism in Eukaryota, Metazoa, Rotifera, Eurotatoria, Adinetida, Adinetidae. The record is from the annotation of a GenBank genome assembly.
AUGGGUAGAGCAUUUGACAGCGUUGCAAAUUUACCUUCAGGCACAAUAUCAGUUACGACAGCUGUCAUUAUUUCUUUCAAUGAUGUCUCAGGCGAACGCCUUCGUCGACAAGAUCUCAUAACAUCGACAAAUAAUACAUCUUUUAAUGCAUAUUUGGAUGUGGUUUUGCAGGCUUUCUAUCCGCGUCAAUGUUUUCACGUUCUUCAGUGCCAAAAAUUAUUUCGACAACGAGUUUUGUCUAUAUUUUUAAAUCUCAAAAGUUAUGUUUUGCCUUUUCCAUUACUUGAUGGACGAGUUGUUGAUCUUCCCCUGCAACUGGCCGACUUGACUCAAUAUUACGUAUUGCCAGCAUCUGAUGAAUCAACAACAACAAUUAACACUAUCAGCUCACAGCAAACAACUGCAAGAUCAGUCACAAGUUCAACAGUUACGACAAGUACUACCACAUGUCAUCCUUCUUCGGGGUCAUCAUGGCAGGAAAAUGGCACUACUAUAUUUGGUGAUCCGGCAGGCACUAGUGGUAGUGAUCUUAUGCAUCUCACUACACCCUACGCCCUUUACUAUGAUUCAAUGAACACUGCAUAUAUUAUCGCCGAAUUUGGAAAUCGUCGUGUUCUAAAAUUUUCUGUAACCAAUCCAUCUUCACCAGGAACAGUCAUUGCUGGAGACAGUGUUAAUAGUUGUGGUACAACUUCGUUUAAAACUCCUACUGGAGCAAGCUUGGAUAGUGCUGGUCAAUUGUACGUAACAGAUGCGUCAUGUAAUCGUCUCGUCAGGUUUCCAGCAAAUUCAAAUUCAGCAACAGCAGGCACAGAUAUUAGCACAUCGUUAAAUUCACCCCAAGCACUGUCGAUAGAUCCACGAACUAAUGAUAUUUACGUAGUUAGUUCUGGUGAUAAUGUUGUCUACAAGUUUACUGGCGGCAAUGGAUCACCGACAGUUGUAGCAGGUAGUGGUUCUUCAGGAAGUACUACUUCGGACUUAAAAUCACCAGCUGGAGUAUAUUUUGAUUAUUCUUACACAAAUUCUUUGUAUGUUUCUGAUACUGGUAAUUAUCGAGUACUGAAAUAUCCAUCAAAUUCAGUACAGGGAGCAGCUGGAACAGUUGUGGCUGGAGGCAAUGGUAAUGGAAAUGGAUUGAAUCAAAUUGGUACUCCAAGAGGUGUUAUAGUCGACAGCAGUGGAGACGUUUAUGUAGUUGAUCGAACUUAUGCUCGUAUUCUACGCUGGACAGUAGGUGCAAAUAAUAGUGCCCUAGUUGCCGGUACAACGUCAGGAACAGCAGCGAACCAAUUAAAAUUUGUGACUUCGGUUAUAUUUAGUCCACAAGGUGAUCUAGUGGUAGCUGAUACAAAUAAUCAUCGAAUUCAGCUGUUCAGUUUGUCAAUAUGCUAA